AUGGGGGUUGCCACUUCGAACCUACCAGGGCCAUGGUUCUUCCCAGACAGCGUGCAGAUUGUGGUUGUGUUAAAUGAUGCACGCAACAUCGCACUACUGCAGGGCGAGGAGCUUAGUGCCCUCAUCCAAGUUGAGCCUGACGACCAGCUGCAUCACUUGACGAGGGAAAGCCCAGCAAGUUUGUCAGUGAGGCCGAAUACGAUCUUGGUGGUGAAAUUCCACGCCAUUGUGCAGGGCUUGCAGGACACAGCAAGAUGCCUAGGCGAUGUCGUGCUACCUCUGAACCACGUUGCCCGCGUGUGCGCGGGAAGUCUGUACCAAGUGUGGCUGCCGUUGCAGCCUGCUUUGUCCUGUGUGCAGGAGGAGGACUACAUCGACAACUUUGAUAAGGCGGUGUGGAAGGCAGCAAGAGAUCCUCGAAAGCCAAUGGUGUGUCUCAGCCUCUACGCUGGAAGCAUUCCGCAAGCUAGCAAAGACUAUUUGUUCAAUGCUUCAGCCAGCGAAAAGGCAGACCGCUUUCUUGGACUGCUGCAGUCUCACACACAGCACAUGCGGCUGCUGCAGGCUUUGUACAGAGAAGUCCGCAGCAACCAGGCGGCCCAGCUUGACUUGUCUCGCUCGAAAGAUGGGCUGGCAGACUCCUGGCCCUCGGAGUUUCGGCGAGUUGAGGCGAACUUUGGGCAGGCCGCUCCUGAUCCGUCUGGACCAGCCGAGGCGCGCGGGGACGGCGAAGACGUAGCCCGCGAUGAGACCAAGGAGACUUGGGUCCCUUUGUGUGGUUCAGCUUGGUUUCGUUGCAUGAAUCUCAGCGAAGCAGCCGCCUACAUCGCCUUUAGGCUGCGCCUGUAG
Molecule: messenger RNA, 849 nt
Organism: Symbiodinium sp. CCMP2456
Lineage: Eukaryota; Dinophyceae; Suessiales; Symbiodiniaceae
Source: the annotation of a GenBank genome assembly